CCCAAACAUUAAAAAAUGUGCACGAUCCGCAGCAGCGCAGGCGGGGCUGUGGUCGGUGGGCUCCGAUCGCGCACGCGCACCCGCACCCGCAGCAGAGCGUUCCUUUGCAUUCCCAGCUGUACAAAUGGGCCGCUCUCUGGGGCGCCCUGUGGUAACGCAGGCUUCGUUUCUGAGCCGGGAACGGUUGUCCCGCCAGAUUCAGUCAGUUUCUGCCUUUUCACCUCUCACCUCAGAGGACGCCGCGGGAAGAGCCGGGCUUGUGGAGGCGUGUGUUCCAUGGGAAACGGUACGAGCAGACUCUAUAGUGCUCUUGCCAAGACACUGAACGGCAGUGCUGCCUCCCAGCACCCAGAAUAUUUGGUAUCACCUGACUCUGAACAUCUGGAGCCCAUUGAUCCCAAAGAACUCCUUGAGGAAUGCAGGGCUGUCCUGCACACUCGACCUCCCCGGUUCCAGAGGGAUUUUGUGGAUCUGAGGACAGACUGCCCCAGUAGCCACCCACCUAUUCGAGUCAUGCAGUGGAACAUUCUUGCCCAAGCUCUUGGAGAAGGAAAAGACAACUUUGUACAAUGCCCUGUGGAAGCCCUCAAGUGGGAAGAAAGGAAAUGUCUCAUCCUAGAAGAAAUUCUAGCCUACCAGCCCGAUAUAUUAUGUCUCCAAGAGGUGGACCACUAUUUUGACACCUUUCAACCACUCCUCAGUAGAUUGGGCUAUCAGGGCACGUUUUUCCCAAAGCCCUGGUCACCUUGUCUAGAUGUAGAACACAACAAUGGACCAGAUGGCUGUGCCUUGUUUUUUCUCCAGAACCGAUUCAAGUUAGUCAAUAGUGCCAAUAUUAGGCUGACGGCCAUGACAUUGAAAACCAAUCAGGUGGCCAUUGUACAAACUCUGGAGUGCAAGGAGUCCAGUCGACAGUUCUGUAUUGCUGUCACUCACUUAAAAGCACGUACAGGCUGGGAACGAUUUCGCUCAGCUCAAGGCUGUGACCUUCUCCAGAACCUGCAGAACAUCACCCAAGGAGCCAAGAUUCCCCUCAUUGUUUGUGGGGACUUCAAUGCAGAGCCAACAGAGGAGGUCUACAAGCACUUUGCUUCCUCCAGCCUCAACCUGAACAGUGCGUACAAGCUGCUGAGUGCUGAUGGGCAGUCAGAACCUCCGUAUACUACCUGGAAGAUCCGGACCUCAGGGGAGUGCCGGCAUACACUGGAUUAUAUAUGGUAUUCUAAACAUGCUCUAAGUGUGAAGUCAGCUCUUGAUUUGCUCACAGAAGAACAGAUUGGACCCAACCGGCUACCAUCUUUUAAUUAUCCUUCAGACCACCUGUCUCUAGUGUGUGACUUCAGCUUUAACGAGGAACCUGAUGGACUUUUAUAAAUGCUUGUCUAUGUCUCUUUAAUCACCAGAGUCUUAACCAGGGAUGUUUCAGGAAACUGAAAUAGGAUAAGUUGCUUGAGGAAGGAUUCCCAGUUUCUCUUACAUCAUUUUCCAUGUUUCCAGCAUGCCCUUGGGAAGGAAUCCCCAUUAGUCUACAAACGUUUUCCUUAAAACCUAUAGCAAAAAAGGUGUUUGCACUCCAGUUUUAGCUUGUAGGAUUUUCUUUCCCUUAGCGUUACAUUUUCAUCAUUUAAGGGCAUUAAAAAUUAGGUUUGUUUUGUAGCCUUUUCAGAUUAAGGAUAGACUUGCUUGAGCCCUCCAUAAUUAACAAGUAUACAAGAACAAUUCCUCUAGACAGCAUUUCAGGUUAUUUAUUUGUGGUUGUUACAAUGUCAGCAAGGUAUGCAUGGCAAUAUUUAUUUUUUUUAUAUUUUCAUGUAAGAUUAAGUAAUUAGAGCAUUGUGAAUGUUUUAAAACCACGCAGAACAUAAGUUAUAUAGAGUAAUUUAUAGUGAUUUUCUUAAAUCUCUAAGAUCUUUUUAUUUGGGGGUCUAGUAGUAUACAAAGGGACUAUUUAGACGGGGCUUUUUGUUUGUUCUAUAAGUGGACAUAUCAGGUGUCCUUGAUACUUUCUUUAUAAGUAAUCCUUGCUAUGCCUCCAUGUUCCCAUUGUUGGGUUCUUAAAGAGAUUCCUUGGCCAAUCAGUCUUCAUUAUUGAAUCAGUGUUACGCGCUUAAGCGUUUUCCAUUAGAAGGCUAUGGUAUACAUUUGAGGUCACUCAAUGUCUAUUUGUAUUGGACGUGCUUUUCACACUAGGUUAUUUAGGAACUGCUAUGUGGCAGUAGCUAAAAAGUAAGUGGGGCCUUCUUUUCAGAGAUGGGAAACUAGGAAGCCUAUUAACAAAGCUGUCCUUGAAAUCUCCUAAGAUAGCCAGGUGGCUAGUCCAAAACAUCUAGAAGAGUGUAAAAACUUAGAAAGGUAACCUGGAAUUCUGUUCCGACGAAAUAAAAGUGGUAAAGAUCACAAGGUGAAGCCCCUUUCAAACAAAAUCCUAACAAAUAACCUGUUGGUGAUAAAUUGAUAACCCGUGAGUUGUAAAUAUUUAAGAAUAAUAAAUGGUCUUUUAAAGCUAGUGCUUUUAAUAUCUUGUCUUUUUAGUCCAGAAAGAACCUGGGAGUACAUUUGAUCUUUGAAUACUGUUAACCUGGUGACCCACAGUAAUGGAUUACUAUUUACACACAGACCUUCAUUUUUAAAGUGGACAAAGGUGGAUUUGUAGCUGCACACUGAAGGCAUCUAUGCUUAUGUAACAUCUCUAGGCAUCAAGGUUGGAAUUCCCCAAAAUGGUUCACCCAAAUAUUCUGCAUCGGAACUACCUUUGAAACAAACAAGGUUUUCAGUACAUUGUAAUGUCAAGCAGGAAGAGCAUCCGUACCAACUGUUAUUUGGUUGAAAUCCUAGCAUGAGAAUGGUACUCAUAUGCUGUUGAGAAACCAAAAGCUGAUUGAUACAGGCAUUAGGUCUUGUAUACGGUCAUUAGGUAUUGUUUGCGUGCCCCAAAAUACACCAACCUGAAGAGAAACUAUCACAACAGCCAUAAGAUGAGCAAAUCCGGAUGAGUAUGAAAGCCAAAAAAAUGUUUGAAUUUCAAAUGUUGUCCACCAGUGUAUGAAUUAACAGGCUAUGGACUGAGGGUUAGACGAGGGGUGGCUAGGAAUGCUAAUGAGCAAAAAAGCUGGAAAUGCCAUGUGAUUGUAAUGUGCCUGUAAAUGAAGGAGCUAGGGGGAAAAUUCUGAUGGAACUCUCUCCUUAUGACUGAUCCUUUGGAGUUAUUAUAGGAGGCUAAACACUUCAGUAUGCUUGUUUGCUGCUUUUGUAUUUGUCUUUAUUUAAAAUGUAGUUACGUGAACAUUUUAUGUGUAAGUAAACAAUUUUUUAGUAGUAUAUUAAA
Molecule: messenger RNA, 3325 nt
Organism: Canis lupus familiaris (dog)
Lineage: Eukaryota; Metazoa; Chordata; Mammalia; Carnivora; Canidae
Gene: NOCT
Product: nocturnin
Exons: 3
Coding region: 16-1374 (452 amino acids)
Biological process (GO): circadian rhythm
Molecular function (GO): poly(A)-specific ribonuclease activity
Source: RefSeq, a predicted model, not a curated record